AUGAAACCACUGACAUUGGCCAGAAGCAUUCGAGAACACUACCCCAGUUGGCUUAGUCGCGGAUUGACGAGAACCGGGGCCAAGGUGAUCACGGAUCAUUCGGUCGAAUCCCAACAUCAUGUCAGAAUGAGUGAAGCGAUCAGGUCCAUCUACACGAUCACCGGUGUGAGAUCAAAGCAGAUCAAGCAUCGCUUACUGUCAACAGCCGAAGCGAUCGCGAUUCCUUUGAACCAGUCCCUCAUUGUACGUUCAAGAAAAGUAAGUCAGAGCUCUGGAUUUACUAUGGCCCUAAAUCGACAUGAAGCCGGUUAUCAACUGAGUGUCAAAUCGUCUAUCUAUCUGAUACAUUUUACACUACAAAUCGCAUUUGCAGAUUGA
Molecule: messenger RNA, 378 nt
Organism: Echinostoma caproni
Lineage: Eukaryota; Metazoa; Platyhelminthes; Trematoda; Plagiorchiida; Echinostomatidae
Source: the annotation of a GenBank genome assembly